Molecule: messenger RNA, 1832 nt
Organism: Anopheles funestus (African malaria mosquito)
Lineage: Eukaryota; Metazoa; Arthropoda; Insecta; Diptera; Culicidae
Product: sodium channel protein Nach-like
Exons: 5
Coding region: 420-1832 (470 amino acids)
Biological process (GO): sodium ion transmembrane transport
Cellular component (GO): membrane
Molecular function (GO): ligand-gated sodium channel activity
Source: RefSeq, a predicted model, not a curated record
UCCCCACAAACCGAAUGAAAAGCGUUAAAUUUAAAAUUGAAAUAGAAAAUUUCAUAUUUUUUGCAACACAUUGUGCAACGUUUUGUUUUUGUAAAUGUAUUUAUUGUUUGAGUAUUUUAGCUGGCUAUUUUAAAUUGUUUCAUUGUCGUGCUUCUGUGCACGAAUAUUCAUAAACAUGUGCGUGUGGUGUUCAUCAAAUAAUCAAUAGAAGCAUUCAAGAUAUCUCAAUGAUAAUUUGUGAUUGAUUAUUUAUCCGACAUUGUUCUUUUGUAGUUUUCAAAGCUCGUGGGAAAACUUUUGUUUGGGUUGAAAACAUGACAAGGUGUGUUAGCGCUGAAUAAUUUAACAAUGAUUUAACUUAGAAAUCUUUAUAUAAAUGGAGCAUUUUGUUAUCGGUUAUCCAUUCCUGCUCAUCAACCAUGGUGUAUCGUUUUUCCUUUACGAAGGCUAUUCAAAACGUUCUUGCGCAAACCAGUUUACAUGGAGUGUUCCAUCUUGUCCAUAAACGAAGCACGUACAUUGAAAAAUUAAUAUGGUUUGGCAUCAUUUCGAUGGCACUGUUUGCUGGCUGUUACAAUGUUGGAAGCUUCUGGGUGCGUUACUGGACCAACCCCACCGUCAUAGCACUAGAUCGCGACUAUCAUCUGUGGAAUACAACAUUUCCCAGCCUGACCGUGUGCUUCCAGAAGCGACUGAAUGAACAGGCGCGUGACGAAAUGCUAGCUCGCAUUGAUCCUGAACUGGCCCCUCGAUAUGGUGAAUUUAUCGAUACUCUUCUGGAGAGUGACAUUGAAAAUGUGGGCCGUUUGGCCGAGUUUGAUGAGUUCGAAGGUGUCGAUCUGAGGGAGUUACUGAACGAGCUUACCGAUCGACCGAACGCUAUCAUCACGAUGGAGGGUGAUCUACAGGGCACAUUGAUACGAUCGUUAACGGAAAUGGGGAUAUGUUACACGUUUAACACGGCUAUUGGAAGGUACCUGAGCAUCGAUGCAUAUGCUGGGGAUGAAAAGCUUUACGAAGUUAGUGUUUUCAACGGCGAAGCUUCGGCAACGAUAUCUAACUGUACGUCGAAUGCUAAUAUUUAUUUCCACAGUCCAUACGAAAUGCCGACGAUUAGAAAAUCGCUCCUAGUCGAGCGUGGAUUUUUCACAUUCACCAAAAUGGAUUUCAACGCCCUCGCCAUCACUUCCGUUCCUGCUUUGAGAAGCUUAAGCAUAAAGCAACGAAAGUGUCGAUUUCCGCAUGAAUCGAACCUGAAGUUCUUCCCAGACUAUUACUCCUACGGGUUAUGUUUACUGGAAUGUAAAUUCUACCUAUUUCUCAAGCACUGCGAUUGUAUCCCAUACUUUUAUCAAAUAUCAGAUCGCUCAAGGUAUUGUAAACUAACGCAGUUGGCGUGUGUGGAGCUGUACCAAAGCUACAUCUCAUUUCUAACGGCCGACGAGCUGCGGGAAAUUUUCGGUGCAUGUAAUUGCAUAAAAAAUUGCGACGAUAUCACGUUCACGCUGCAACAGUAUGGUUCAACGUUCUGGUUUAAUGAUCCAGUUAUUAAGUGGAGCAUUCGCAUACCGAAAAUACGUUACAGCCGAGGAAUCAUCUACGACUUUAUAGACGCGAUGGUGUCUACAGGAAGCAUACUGGAGUUUUUCUUCGGCUUCAGCAUCAUCACACUGAUCGAGCUUGCAUACUUUUCGAUGAGAAACUUAAUUUUGGCAUGCCUUCGCGUUAAAAUGAUACGCACCAUGUGCAAACGCAAGCAGAGAAACAUGAAAAAUAUUACGCCUCAGACUAUCACUAAAAAAGCACAGGAUAAAUCAAUCAUGGUAAAAUAA